Molecule: messenger RNA, 1002 nt
Organism: Symsagittifera roscoffensis
Lineage: Eukaryota; Metazoa; Xenacoelomorpha; Acoela; Convolutidae
Exons: 3
Coding region: 182-709 (175 amino acids)
Source: RefSeq, a predicted model, not a curated record
CGUCUCUUAUGAUUCGUUCAGUUUAGAGGAAGCCUCAAAAAAUCCAAUUAAAUAUUCUAUUUGAAAAACAAUUUCUUAUUCGUACGUAUUGCCUCUCAAAAAUGCAAACAGUUAUAAAAUUCAUUUCAGAUUUCAAGUCAGGACUAACCAGAAAUCAAUAAUAACACGGUCUGCAACCAACAUGAAGUCAACUCCCACAGGUCACCAAAUCAGUAAUGGUCAGAAAGCAGAACAUAUAGGAUCAGAGGAAGUUUUGGGAAAGGUCGGCUCAAAAAGCACUCCUUCACGAUGCCAAAGAAAAUGGCACGUAUUUUCGUGGAGAAAUUUCAUCCUUGUUUCUGUCCUUUUAUCGCAACUUUUGAUCAUCCCAUGUGUGGCGACUUCGUGUCGGGCCUCUGGAUUUCCAGCCGGGUUCUGCGACUGUAUGAUGAGAGGGUGGCCAUACAGGACAUGCGCCAGUCAGUUUCACAAGAGAGGAGCGCCUAUGUUAGAGAACUACAACAAUCCUGCUUCUGAACAUGGCACGAGUCCCAAAUACAAUUCGAACAUCAGGUUUCCAGUUACAUUUCGGGGAGUCCAACAACAAAAUUGGGCCGAAAACAUUUUGCCCCAACGGAACUUGAACUCUUUCAAGACGCAUCAAAAACACAGGGAGCUCAAAAAGAUGUUCAACAAAGAUCGCGGCAUCGAUUCCUACAACAAAAUCUAACUUGAAUUGCUAUAUCAGUUUUGGUUCAAGCAAAUAAAUUUCUUUUCUUUUGGGACUUAUUAUAUACGCAUUUAACCACGCAUAUGAUUUGUCAGAAAAGAUUGUAACACCACCGAAAAGCUUGACCGAAAAUCGAUCUUAAAUUGAUGAUUUAUUGCCAAUAAUUUGCUUUUAUUAGAGUCAAAGUUGUAUAUUUCACCUUUCCCCUUUGCGACAAAGUGCCGAAAAUGUCAAAUUGAUUCAAUUUGACACCACCAAAAAAUCAGAACAGGAAAUAAAUGCAAUUUACUGCA